Messenger RNA from Tachyglossus aculeatus (Australian echidna), 2997 nucleotides. RefSeq names its product protocadherin 20 (gene PCDH20). The record is from RefSeq and is a predicted model, not a curated record. Gene Ontology annotation, molecular function: calcium ion binding. The transcript is spliced from 2 exons. The coding region runs from base 1 to 2838 and encodes 945 amino acids. Gene Ontology annotation, biological process: homophilic cell-cell adhesion. NCBI's taxonomy places the organism in Eukaryota, Metazoa, Chordata, Mammalia, Monotremata, Tachyglossidae. Gene Ontology annotation, cellular component: plasma membrane.
AUGAGCCGCCGAGGGAAUGAGAGGAGCUCCUCCGGCGCGGCCGGCGGAGCCAGCUGCCUUCUGGGGGUCGGGCGGCCCCCGCGGCAGGAGAUGGGCCCCCCGCGACGCCCCGGGAGCCCCGCCAUCGGGGCCCUGCAGUAUCUGUUUCUGUUGCUCCUCUUCACCGGACCUCUCAGCUGCUUCGCGAGCUACAGCCGGGCCACCGAGCUCUUGUACAGCCUGAACGAGGGCCUGCCGGCCGGGGUGCUAAUCGGCAGCCUCGCCCAAGACCUGCACCUGGCCCCCCGGGAGCCGGGGGAGAAGGGCGGCGGGCCGCGGCGCCCGCCGGACCAGUGGGACCCACCGCUGUCCUUCAGCUUGGCCUCACGGGGCCCGGGUGGCCGCUAUGUGACCCUGGACAACCGCUCGGGAGAGCUGCACACCUCAGCUCAGGAAAUUGACCGGGAGGCCCUGUGCCUGGAAGGGGCCGGAGACGUCUUGCUCUCUGCCUCGCCUUCCCCGGACUCCUGCCUGCUGCUCCUGGAUGUAUUGGUCCUGCCCCAGGAGUACUUCCGGUUGGUCAAGGUGAAGAUCGCCAUCCGCGACAUCAACGACAAUGCCCCGCAAUUUCCCGUUCCCCAGAUCUCACUGUGGGUCCCGGAGAAUGCCCCCGUCGACACCCGGCUGGCCAUUGAACAUCCGGCCGUGGACCCGGACAUGGGCACCAACGGGGUGCAGACCUACCGCCUCCUGGACUACCAUGGCGUCUUCACCUUGGAUGUGGAAGAGAAUGAGAAUGGAGAGCGCACACCCUACCUGAUCAUCAUGGGGGCCCUGGACCGAGAGACCCGAGACCGCUAUGUGACCAUCAUUGUCGCAGAGGAUGGGGGUAGCCCACCCCUGCUGGGGAGCGCCACCCUCACUGUCGGCAUCGGGGAUGUCAAUGACAAUUGCCCCCUCUUCACGGACUCACAGGUCAACGUCACCGUGUUCGGCAACGCCACCGCGGGUGCUCCCGUGGCCGUCGUCCGGGCGGUGGACCGAGAUCUAGGGGCCAAUGCCCAGAUCGCCUACACCUACAGCCAAAAGGUGCCCCAGCCAUCCAAAGACUUAUUUCACCUGGACGAACUGACCGGCAUCAUCAGCGUCUCCAACGAGAUGGGAGGAAGCGUCCUCCGCUUGCACAAGCUCACCAUCCUGGCCAACGGGCCGGGCUGCAUUCCAGCUGUGAUCACGGUGCUGGUGUCUGUUAUCAAGGUGGUCUUCCGGCCCCCUGAGAUAGUCCCCCGAUACAUAGCCAGCGAAGUGGAAGGGGUGGUGUAUCUGAAAGAACUGGAGCCCGUGAAUACGCCAAUCGCGUUUUUCACCAUCAAGGACCCAGAAGAAAACUAUAAGGUGGACUGCUACUUGGAUGGAGGUGGUCCUUUCAGAUUAUCUCCCUACCAAGUUUACAGCAAUGAAUACCUGUUAGAGACUACGAAACCUUUGGACUAUGAGACUCAGCAACUCUAUGAAAUAGCCGUGGUGGCCUGGAACUCGGAGGGAUUUCGGGUCCAAAAAUCCAUCAAGGUGCAGGUUUUGGAUGAUAAUGACAACACUCCAGUGUUCGCCCAACCGUUGAUAGAAUUGUCCAUCGAAGAAAAUAAUGCUCCCGAUGCCUUUCUGGCCAAGUUGCAUGCUACAGACGCAGACAGUGGAGAGAGAGGGGUGGUUUCCUAUUUUCUUGGACCUGAUGCUCCCUCGUAUUUUUCUUUAGAUAAGCUCACGGGGGUUCUUACUGUGUCCACCCAGCUGGACAGAGAAGAAAAAGAGAAGUACCGGUAUACGGUAAGAGCAGUCGAUUCGGGAUUGCCACCAAGAGAGUCCUUAGCCAUGGUGGCCAUCACAGUUUUGGACAAAAAUGACAACAGCCCAAGAUUUAUCAACAAGGACUUCAGCUUUUUCAUCCCAGAAAACUUCCCAGGCUUCGGUGAAAUUGGGGUAAUUAGCGUUACAGAUGCUGAUUCGGGACGAAACGGGUGGGUGGCUCUUUCUGUGAUGAACAGAAGUGACAUUUUUGUCAUAGACACGGGGAAUGGCAUGUUGAGAGCCAAAGUGUCUCUGGACAGGGAGCAGCAGAGCUCUUAUAUUUUGUGGGUGGAAGCUGUGGAUGGAGGGGAACCGGCCCUUUCGUCGAUUGCCAAAAUAACCAUCCUUCUGCUGGACAUCAAUGAUAAUCCUCCCCUUGUCCUGUUUCCUCAGUCGAACACGUCUUACCUCCUGGUAUUGCCUUCCACUCUCCCGGGCUCCCCCAUCACCGAGGUCUACGCCGUUGACAAAGACACAGGCAUGAAUGCUGUCAUAGCUUACAGUAUCAUAGGGAGAAGAGGUCCUCGUCCUGAAUCCUUUAGGAUUGACCCUAAAACCGGCAACAUCACUUUGGAAGAAGCACUUAUGCAGAAUGACUAUGGACUCUAUCGUUUACUGGUCAGAGUUAGUGAUCAUGGGUACCCAGAGCCCCUCUACUCUACAGUCAUGGUAAACCUGUUUGUGAAUGAUACCGUGAGCAAUGAGAGCUAUAUUGAAAGCUUGCUAAGAAAGGAACCUGAGAUUAGCAUAGAGGAGAAAGCACCGCAGAUAGCAAUAGAACCCACUCAUAAAAAAAUCGAAGCGACCUCAUGUAUGCCUACUUUAGUCGCUCUCUCCAUAAUAAGUUUGGGGUCCAUUACUUUGGUAACUGGCAUGGGCAUAUAUAUUUGCCUGCGGAAAGGGAAAAAGCUUCACCUAGAAGCGGAAAAUCUGGAAGUACAAAUUCCACUUAAAGGAAAAAUUGAUGUCCUUAGGCUAGACAGGAAGCCUAUGGAGAUUUCUAAUAUUUGACUCUUCCGGGUGAAUAAACCGGAAUGAUAUUUGGCAGCCUUGGACAAUCCCUACACAUAGAGAUGCAAAUUUAUUGACAGCAGUUACAAUGAAGGACCACUAAUUUAUAAAUUAUAGUAUAAUGUAAAUAGCUGUUUACAACUUUUUUUAAAAUUCUAA